CUCGAGAUGAUAUUUAAUAGCAAGAUUUACGACGAGUAGACAACAGGCAUUAGCGCAUCAUUCAAAUGAUGUAUAAUAAAGCUGUGAGUUAUAAUAUGAUUGGUUUAAUUUAUUAAAUACUACGUAUUGUUUGACAUUUGACAUCGGGCAAUGUUUUAACAAAAGUUAAUUAAAGAUGGGUGAUAGUCUUCUGACAACGACUACUAGUAGUUUUGAACAUACGGUUAAUGGCCCCACAGGCGCUGACAACGACAUGGGACUGUCCAAUGCGACAGAAAAAGAAUUACUGGACCAACUGAAUGACGAAAUAAAAAGGGCAUUAACACCUGUUUCAGUUUUUGUUGGAAUUGAAGCUGUUGUGGGAUUUUUUGGAAAUUUAUUUGUGUUGUACGUUUUUAUAAAACGUUACCAUGAUUGUAACUUCCGGUACUUCGUGCUGUGCUUGGCUUUUCUAGACUUUAUCAGCACACUGACCACAAUUCCUGGGGAGAUUCUCACGCAGCAGUUCUGGUACAAGUACCCGUUUCCCAUCGUUUGCAAGAUCAAAUCUUUCUUUAACGUGUUCACGGUGUCAGGUGAGGCCUUAUGUCUAUGCAUAAUUGCCGUCGACCGCUACCGGAAAAUCUGUGCGCCAUUCAGAUGGCAGAUCAAGCCUCGCCAGGCGCUCAUCAUGUGCGGUGUCAUCUACGGAGCGGCGUUCAUCAUUUCACUUCCGGUCUCGUUUCUCUGGGGAAUCCACCAUGACAUUAGGAUAUACAAUGGAAGAAACGUUACUGUCACCAUCUGUGAAAAAGAUGCUAAAUAUGCAGACAGUAGACACCCAUUUGAAUACGCUACAUCUGUGGAGGUUUUAAUUGGGAUUUGCCUGAUCGUCAUGCUCAUUCUUUAUAUACUGGUAGCAAAGAAACUCAUCUUGGGACGCUCAUUGGCUCAAAUGCGCCAAAAUUCGAGAGUACCUAUGGUCAGCAAGACGACAGCGUUACAAACAAAAUUUAAACAACCUCCCGAGAUCAGCGAUGAAGUUGGUAUUUCUACUUCUGACGUACCGACUGGGAAUGAAAAACCAAACAAAGAAACAGAAAUGAGGUCUAUGGAUGACGAAAGUGAACCAGUUGACGUCAAUGAUGUCUGUCUCACGGACGCCGAAACAACGUGCGAGGGUGGGACGUCGGAGGAACGAAACAAAAAACGGGUGCGACGUCGACGUCGAGAAAUAGCGAGACGCGUUCGCAGGAAAACAUACAUCAUGUUUGUUCUGACUAUCAUAUUUAUUGUCACAACAAUUUUGUAUUUGACGUUAUUAGCGUUCAUAUCAGGAGGUAUCUUAAACGGUUUAAAUGACUAUGAGAUGGCAGUGUAUUUCUUCUUCUUCAGGCUUGUUUUCAUAAACCAUGCUAUCAACCCUUUCGUGUACGGCUGUCUUGAUCCUCAGUUCAAACAAAUACUAGGAGACAUGAAAAAUGUGUUUAAAAAAGGUCGGAAAGGGUAAUAAUACUGUAUGCGUGUUCUUUAUUUUCAACGAAACUUGUGUUAUUCCUAUUAUACUCACCGUUAUGUGCAUACAAAUGGUUUGCUAAUUACAAUUAACAAUUGCGUAUAUACAAACAGAGUGCGCGUAGAAGACGAUAUUGUAACCAUAUUAAAACAGAGCGAGCUAACAAGACAAGUUUGUUGCUAUCUAAUACAAGGACAAUUCCAGAGAUGAGUGGAGGGAGGGGGGGGGGGUGCACACGUAAACACUCCCCUCUCCCCUUGUCUGAUUUAGAUGUACAAUCAAAUUAAUCAAAUUGAUUUAUAAACAUUGAUUGUGUGAUCAAAUGGAUAUAAGUGUUCAAUAUUUUCAUUUUCCAUGUCAUUUUCAACAAAUGUUGUAUUACGAGCGAAUUCUAAAGUGAACUUUCAAUUUUUCCCAACAUAAUGAAUCAUCGUAACACAUUCACGUUACUUUUCGUUCGGGAACAAUUCCAAAUGGCCCGUUUAUUAAUACAAUUAUAUACAUUGCACAACCAAAUUAUGCAUGUCUAGAUAUCAACUCUGUGUACAUUUAAGACAAUAUCUUUUUUAUAAAGAACCAAAAUGUUUUUUUUUAUUUAAUCAUUUAUUUAUGAGUGAGUAUCUUUUAUAAUUUUGUCGGUAAUAUUUUUCCAAUAGUAUAUCAAUUGAACUUGAUUGAUGAAAGAUAUUUUAAAACGUACACGCUAAAUCUUUUGGAAACACAAUAUCAAUCAUAUUAUAUUUUCCUUAUUUUGUGACAAAUAUAUAGCAAAUGAGACUUACUGGGUUCAGUUUAGAGCGCCAAAGCUCUAUGAAAAUGGUGUUGUGGACAAAGUUGGUUCAGUAAAGAGUGGUAAACAUCCAUGCAAAUGGUGUUCUAAACUAAAUUGGUUCACUGAAGAGUUUUUAACCUCUGUAAAUAUGGUGUUCUGGGUAUACAGACUUACGUCGACUUUGAUGUUGAUAAUAAUUUUCUGCGAACAUAUUAAUUUCAAAAUAAACAGUGCUAAUACUA
Messenger RNA from Mya arenaria, 2509 nucleotides. Its product is annotated as D(1C) dopamine receptor-like. The record is from RefSeq and is a predicted model, not a curated record. Gene Ontology annotation, molecular function: G protein-coupled peptide receptor activity. Gene Ontology annotation, cellular component: membrane. The coding region runs from base 176 to 1489 and encodes 437 amino acids. The transcript has a single exon. Gene Ontology annotation, biological process: neuropeptide signaling pathway. Lineage: Eukaryota; Metazoa; Mollusca; Bivalvia; Myida; Myidae.